GCACAAGGCGUAUUUACAGAACAUCAUUUUAAUUCGCCUUAAUACACAUGUGCUUUAAAAUUAUUUGUUUAUUGUUUAUUCUACUCUAAAAUAGUAAAGUGUAAUAAUUUAUUUAUUAAAAAAAUUGUUAUAAACACAAAAUUACAUAAAAAUGUCGUCUUGGAAGAAAGCUUCCAAAAGCAAUCAGAAGGUACACAGGGAAAGACAUCAGCCAGAAUCGCGGCAACAUUUGGGUUUAUUAGAAAAGAAAAAAGACUAUCGCAAAAGAGCUCGCGAUGCUGAACGGAAAGCCAAAACUUUGCAAAUUUUGCAUAAACGAGCCCUCAACAAGAAUCCCGAUGAGUUCUAUCAUCAUAUGAUACGUUCCAAGUUGCAUGAUGGAGAGCAUCAUGAAGAGGAGGAAAAAGAUGAACACAGCAAGGAGCAAUUGGCCUUGAUGGAGACACAAGAUAUAAAGUACGUAACAAUGAAGCGUACUAUGGAGGCAAAGAAAAUAAAACGGUUGCAGUCACAGCUCCAUAUGAUAGACUUUGCUAAUACAGUGCCAAAUAAACAUUUGUUUUUUGACGAAAAAUUUAAAGACGCUGUAUCCGAGGACGAGGAAGAUGUGGUGCUUAAGGGCAAGGAGUUGAGUGAUAUGGAAUUAGCUGAACGUUUAGAAACUCACCCCAGCAUGUUGGAUAGAAAAACUAAUAGACCAAGAUUAAAAGAUUUAGAAAAAUUACAUAUUCCUGAAUUAAGUCCUGAGGAAAUCAAAAAGGCAAACUUGUUGAAACAACAAGCCUAUCAGGAGCUUACUAAACGCAUUGAACGUGAGAAGGAGCUGGCAGUGGUCCAACAAAAAUUAGAAAUAAAGCGUGCCCUUCAACAGCCUCGUUUGUUGAAGCCCAAAAGAAAACAACGUGGCACCAAAAAUGCAGCUCCAGUAUAUGAAUUUAAAUAUGAGCGUAAAAAGUGAAUAUCAAUUAUUGUUAUUUACAAUUACUAGCCUUUUAUGGAAUAAUUUCGUUUAUAGCUGAUUGAAAUAAAAUUUUAUUUAGAUAAGUAAAAUUA
Molecule: messenger RNA, 1053 nt
Organism: Lucilia sericata (common green bottle fly)
Lineage: Eukaryota; Metazoa; Arthropoda; Insecta; Diptera; Calliphoridae
Product: probable U3 small nucleolar RNA-associated protein 11
Exons: 2
Coding region: 152-958 (268 amino acids)
Biological process (GO): rRNA processing
Cellular component (GO): small-subunit processome; nucleolus
Source: RefSeq, a predicted model, not a curated record